This is a messenger RNA of Mirounga angustirostris (Northern elephant seal), 989 nucleotides long. It is a transcript of the gene RPS7, whose product is annotated as ribosomal protein S7. NCBI's taxonomy places the organism in Eukaryota, Metazoa, Chordata, Mammalia, Carnivora, Phocidae. Gene Ontology annotation, biological process: rRNA processing; ribosomal small subunit biogenesis; translation. Gene Ontology annotation, molecular function: structural constituent of ribosome. The record is from RefSeq and is a predicted model, not a curated record. Gene Ontology annotation, cellular component: small-subunit processome; 90S preribosome; ribosome. Bases 153 to 683 code for a protein of 176 amino acids. The transcript has 7 exons.
GGGACUCUCUAGGCUUCGACCGCGUUUCAGCGGUUCUUCCGGUUUCUCUGCUCGCCCUGUCCCCGCCUCUUCCCGUGCGCCGUCGCGAUUUGAGGCGCUCUCGCGAGACUCAGGCCUCUUCCUAGGCCGGCGCUCUCAACCAGGAGAAGGCCAUGUUCAGUUCGAGCGCCAAGAUCGUGAAGCCCAACGGCGAGAAGCCGGACGAGUUCGAGUCCGGCAUCUCCCAGGCUCUCCUUGAGUUGGAGAUGAACUCCGACCUCAAAGCCCAGCUGCGGGAGCUGAACAUCACGGCUGCCAAGGAAAUUGAAGUUGGCGGUGGUCGGAAAGCUAUUAUCAUCUUUGUUCCCGUUCCUCAGCUGAAAUCUUUCCAGAAAAUCCAAGUCCGGCUAGUCCGUGAAUUGGAGAAAAAGUUCAGUGGGAAGCAUGUUGUUUUUAUCGCUCAGAGGAGAAUUCUGCCUAAGCCAACUCGAAAAAGCCGUACAAAAAAUAAGCAAAAGCGUCCCAGGAGCCGCACUUUGACAGCUGUGCACGACGCGAUCCUGGAGGACUUGGUUUUCCCAAGUGAAAUUGUGGGCAAGAGAAUCCGUGUGAAACUGGAUGGCAGCCGGCUGAUCAAGGUUCAUUUGGAUAAAGCACAGCAGAACAACGUGGAACACAAGGUAGACGGGACCAGUCAGGUGUGAGGAGAUGAGACAUCGUAGUCUACGUGUAGCCGCCCGACUACUGAGUGGAAGCACAGCCGAUGAUGGGCUUGCGUUUGCGUCUUCCCUAAAGGGUCUUCAGAGAAGCCUUUCAUCCACAUGGCAAGUCUAACGGACACCUGGUGAGCUGUGUUCUCGUCACCCAGCUUCAGCUGGUGCUGUCUUACCGACCCUGUUGAAUCUGCGCCCACCCCCUUUCUUUGCUGGGGAUUUUUGAAGCAAUAGACGUGUUAAGUUUAGUAGGAGUCUUUUUUUAGCAGAUAAUAAUUAAAAUCCAGUAUCAAAUGA